Opisthocomus hoazin is the source of this 1443-nucleotide messenger RNA. The record is from RefSeq and is a predicted model, not a curated record. Lineage: Eukaryota; Metazoa; Chordata; Aves; Opisthocomiformes; Opisthocomidae.
AUGGAUAUCCGAGGUGCUGUAGAUGCUGCUGUCCCAACAAACAUCAUUGCUGCAAAAGCUGCUGAAGUUCGGGCAAACAAAGUAAACUGGCAGUCCUACCUCCAAGGGCAGAUGAUUUCAGCUGAAGACUGUGAAUUUAUUCAAAGAUUUGAACAGAAAAGAAAUCCAGAAGAAAAACAGGAGUUGUUACAAACAGAAGGCAAUCAAUGUGCUAAAACAUUUAUAAACUUGAUGACUCAUAUCUCCAAGGAACAGACGGUUCAGUACAUUCUGACUAUGGUUGAUGAUAUGCUGCAAGAAAAUCAUCAGCGUGUUUCUAUCUUCUUUGAUUAUGCAAAACGUGGUAAAAACACUGCAUGGUCUUAUUUUCUGCCGAUGUUGAAUCGACAAGAUCUUUUCACUGUGCAUAUGGCAGCAAGAAUUAUUGCCAAACUGGCUGCAUGGGGGAAGGAACUUAUGGAAGGCAGUGACUUGAAUUAUUAUUUCAACUGGAUAAAAACUCAGCUCAGUUCACAGAAAAUACGUGGUACGGGGGGUUCUGUGGAAACAGGAGCAGUCUCCACAAGUGAUAGUUCCCAGUAUGUACAGUGUGUUGCUGGAUGUCUGCAGCUGAUGCUCAGGGUCAAUGAAUAUCGCUUUGCGUGGGUAGAAGCAGAUGGAGUAAAUUGUAUCAUGGGGGUCUUGAGCAACAAAUGUGGCUUUCAGCUCCAGUAUCAGAUGAUUUUCUGUGUGUGGCUGCUGGCCUUUAGCCCUCAAAUGUGUGAAUAUCUCCGUCGGUAUAAUAUUGUUCCAGUGCUGUCGGAUAUUCUUCAGGAAUCUGUCAAAGAGAAAGUAACUAGAAUCAUCCUUGCAGCAUUUCGGAAUUUAUUAGAGAAAUCUACUGAGAGAGAAACUCGUCAAGAAUAUGCUCUUGCCAUGAUUCAGUGUAAAGUUUUAAAGCAGCUAGAGAAUUUGGAUCAGCAGAAGUAUGAUGAUGAAGACAUCAGUGAAGAUAUCAAAUUUCUGCUGGACAAGCUUGGUGAGAGCGUGCAGGACCUGAGCUCCUUCGAUGAGUACAGUUCUGAGCUCAAGUCAGGAAGACUGGAGUGGAGUCCUGUACACAAGUCUGAGAAGUUUUGGCGGGAGAAUGCUGUAAGACUAAAUGAGAAGAAUUACGAACUACUCAAAAUCCUGACGAAACUUCUGGAGGUUUCUGAUGACCCACAAGUGCUGGCUGUAGCUGCUCAUGAUGUGGGAGAAUAUGUACGACACUAUCCCCGUGGGAAAAGAGUGAUUGAACAACUUGGUGGUAAACAGCUGGUAAUGAACCACAUGCAUCAUGAAGACCAACAAGUUCGUUAUAAUGCACUACUGGCUGUGCAGAAGCUGAUGGUUCACAACUGGGAAUACCUUGGAAAGCAGUUGCAGUCAGAACAACCUCAAACGGCCACUGCACGGAGCUAA